This is a messenger RNA of Amoebophrya sp. A25, 6027 nucleotides long. The record is from the annotation of a GenBank genome assembly. Lineage: Eukaryota; Dinophyceae; Syndiniales; Amoebophryaceae.
GGAGGAUCAACAACGUGUGAUAGAAAACGCUGCUAAGAUGGCAAGGGUUUCCAAGGACUUUGACCAAGUUGUGAAGCUCUCAAAUUCCGUUGCACAACUCAUGCGCGAGAACCCCUACCGAGAGGGCCUCGUGUGGGCUACGUAUGAGGAAUUACAGGACAACUUUUCGCUGAGCUAUCCUAUCCCGGAGGACCAGCACGGGACCUCUACUGCUUCUUCCUCGAUUGCUGUGAAUACAAGUCGUGGCGAUGAUGCUUCUUUUUUAGCUGUAACUAGCAGCGGUGCAGAGGAGCAGCUGGCGCGGAGGCGAGAGCUUCGUGAGGACAUUCGUGGGCGUUACGCACGGGUGAAGGAUGUUACAGUGGAUGGACAACCCGUUUUCUGCCGUUUCAACACGUUUAGAAAAAACAAGCUUCUGAGAAAGCGGACCAGACCUGUACCAUCUGGAAUUUCUGGCGGUGAAUCUGAAUUUCCACCGCCUGGACUGGUUCGUGGUAGAAAUCCUGAGCAGGUUAUGAAUUUCAGAGCCUUAUCGCGAGAAGCGUCCGCGGUGAAUUUGCUGGGAGAGGAGGCGAACCUCUCGGGGGUGCCCGUAGAGGAAACAGGACAGGUGGUAGACGUAAGGACGAGUGCGACUGCACUUAGAACUGGUGCCUGUGAAUGCGAUGGAUGUGAACUGCACUGUAGGUUUGGUGCUUCGGCGAUGGGCUCCAAUCCUAGUGCUGCAAACGCCGGAGGUGGUGCAGCUAACGUUAUUAAGGGUUAACCAAUUACAUCCCCCACAGCCCUUCCUCACUCUUUUUCCAGUACGAAAGAGGUGAGGGAUGUUCUGAAGAAUGUAAUGCUGCAACCUUUAACGUUAGUACUUCUGCUGAAAACACGAACACCCGUGAUCACGUGAGAGAGGUAAGUGCUAUCGUUCCUGGUGGUACGUCAACUGAUGCGUGUCCGCCCCUUCCGGAGUCAACAGUAGUAGAAGUAACACAGACGUCGUCCUCGUCUCCCUUGCAAGAGACUGGCGGCUAUAGUGGGGGCUCCUCACCAGCACAGCGGGUCAGCGAGGCAAGGAAUCUGCCAGAAUUGCGGCACUCUCGCAACUCUAGCUUCGCGACGAUACAUUCGCAAAUGGAAGCCUCAUCACCCCAGAGUCCAACAGCAGGACAAGACCCAGCUCAAUCGCCAAUAUUUCGAACUCGGAGUCUGCCAUUGCGUCGACAAGGCUCUUUUGUACAGCAGUACGGUGAGCAAGGAUCCUCAUCGUCUGUGCGACUGGUCGCUGGCUAUAAGGCAGGACCAUUGCAUGGUCGGCCAAGAAGCAGUCAGCAUCCUGCGAUGACUGCUGGGGAUCACUCAUCAGCAUUGAGAGCAUCCGGUCUCGAUCCCGCUUCGACGCCAGCCUCUCCGAAGAGCUCUGCAGCAGUACCCCGCAGAGGCUUUCCGCCGGCUCCUCCCAGUGGCAACGCGUCACCGGUUGCAAGGGGAACAGCAACUGCCGAAACCGCACCACUUGUAGCACUGCGUCAAGCUAGUCAUGAAUCGUCGUCGGGAGUGCGUCAGGAUAGUCGUCAGAACAGCGAUGUUUUUGCACCUACAGCAGCAGGACGUGGCCAACAUCAAAGCGAGGAAGGAGUUGUACCAGAGGAUGAUCGUCUUCCUCAUCUACUUCAUAGUCUAGGUUUACCAGAUCGUCAAGAAACGCUGAUAGAAGAGUGGGCACCGGAAGAGCCAGAAAUCUCAGCAUGCUGGGUCUACUCCAACGACCGAGAGACGUGGCAACUGCGGGACUAUGCGCCUGAAACAUUACGUGACCGUAUUGUAGAGUGGGAAAUCGUAGCCGAAAAGCCGCAGGAGGAGCAGGAGGAGGAGACAUUAUGGACAGUAUUUAUCCAAUCUUGCAAGAAGUGGCUGAAUGGCCUCAAUAAAUGCCGUUAUUUAGGACGGGCACCGAGGUAUCAUGACAUGCCAUCUUCCACCGUAUUUUUCCCAUGAAACACGAGGGAAGAGGUACCGACAUAACAAGGUGGCGGAGACGGAUUGAAGCACACUCUAAACUCAGCGGGGGAAGAAGGUGCAGUGCCGUCUACUCCAAUAGAAGGUAGUUCCGGAGGUGCUGUGGGACACGACGAGGUAAAUGUUGUAAGAGGUACUAGUGCAGCUAGAGCAGCAGCAGGAGGAGAUGACUCCCCACGUAGCUCAAGCGAGGCUGGCAGCACUAGUAAAUUGGCAGCGAGCACUAGUAAAUUGGCAGCAUCGUCACAAGUUGAAACGUACAGUUUGCUGCGAGUAGCUGUAGUUGCGGAUGAGCAAGGGAACAACGUCGACAACAUCAUAGGCACAUCAGAUUCGACAGGAGCUUCUGCGGACAACAAUGCUAGGGCGAUUCCGAGAAUAAACAACGAGUUUCUAGGGACUUCGAGCGCAGCGGUGUCGAUGACAGAAGUCGAUGACAGUGCGGCUGUGUCAAGUUUGGCACUCGUAUUUGGUGACCAGUCGCAGCACCGUAGUGUCUUGCUCGAAUUAAGAGCGUCAGAUGCUGGAGCAAGCACAUCGCAGCCCCCGAAGUUGGUGAUAGCCGAGCAAGACGCACGACUAAGCAACAUAAAGUUAUGACGAACUCAUAAGUACUAUAGUUCUCUCAAGAAACGCUAAAAGUUUCACUCCAUCCAUCUGCAGGUACAACUCCUACAAUUCCGCGUAAAUUAGUCCAAGUAGAAGUUCUGCUCGAGGCACAACUAGAAGAAUCGCAAGCUACUUUCCAGCAGCAAUACAUUUUGCUCUUGACCUUUUCGCAUGUCUAAGACAAGGGCGCUUCAUCACGCCAGAAGAGAGCAGAAUACCUGUAGAGGACGCGCAGAAGAUAUUCAUUAUGCGCGGACUCUACUCUCCGGGAAACGAGGGCCCUCCAGACUGUUCUCUCAUCUGUGACGAGCACUUCUGCCGACCCGAAUGGACCGCAAACUGGAAAUACAACCUCAUGGGGAAGGCGUAAGAAUAAACUUGUCUAGCUUUGUAUAAAAGGAAAAAACCUACUCACCCUCAAAAAACUAUGUUUUUCAAAUACCAUUUUUGAUUUUACUUUUGGCUCCUUUAAAGUAGGUAGUUUAACUUUGAAUAGCUAGUUAAGGGACUCGCUGGAGGUUUUUUCCUUCUAUACUUUGAUACAGAGGUGGAUAUAGAUGUUCAUGCUGGAAAUACACCCUUAGUGCUGGCAAGGCGAAAUAGAACUUGUUUCUAGUGAGCUUAUAGAGUUCGAUUUAUCGCACGACAACUCAUUGAUGCUACAAAAAUUAAGAGUUAUCCUCGACCUCACAACAAGUUGAUCUUUGCACAACAACAGAUUCUACAAAGAGCCAAUUGCUUUGAAUGGGGUGAUAGCGCCUUACGAAGGCGGCCUCUUCAAAGGCUGGUCAUGGCGCAUUCUCAUACCGUUGGGUGCGCAGUGUAUGCAAAUGUGGAUGGCAGGAAUCAUAACGAAACAGCUUAGCUCAGUCUAUCUUAAGGCUACCGAAAACCCAUCUUGUUUUGGCCAUCUCUUUUGCAAUCUCUACCGAAAACCGUGAGCAUCUUGUUUUGGCCAUCUCUUUUGCAAUUGGCCAGUUUAUCUUGGCUCUUUCGGAAUGGCUUGUUUUGGGUAGUUUCUUGCAGAAAGUGGGUCUUUCUCUCAAGGGAAGAAAGUGUUUUUUUCUGUGAAGACGGCUCUUCUAAGCGCAUCGCCGGGCAAUGUUUUUUAAGUAGCUGCGGACACUUGAUGGACGUCCUCUCAACAAUUUUACUCCUUAGAAAUAACGACCUUGAAAAGUCCCAGGUACGCCUUAUUAUUAAAGUAGGUGGGCUUUUUACGUAUAGUCUUCUAAUUACCGUACUCUCGGACAAGCGGUUGGCUGCCUCUGCAACGUUUACCUUGGUGAUUACUGGCUGCUCCAAAAUCCGGACCCGGCGAUGAGGGUACAGUUUUAUUCCUCAUCGAGAAAACACCGUACGACCUGCUUGUUCCCACCUUGCUGCAUGGUAAGGGACUACGACGGACUAUACUAUUUUACUCACAUUGAUCAGAAUUAGUUGCGUUUGGCACUCGUGCGAACAAAGAUUUACUUUUAUGAUAUUCAAACACCACCAAUAGGCCAAGUGGCAGGAAGUUGUAACGGUGACUUUUGUUGCGAUCAUUUUGUGCGUGUCGCUGUUCAAUUUCAUGACCGCACCUGGGCCUGCAGAGAAACAGCCACAGACCUCGACUACAGGAGUGGAGCUAGAGACCCGAGACGGUAGUACCGGUGGGGGCAAAAAAGAUGCUCGUGUUAAGGCGUCUACUCUAAGAAGUAAUCCCUCUUGUUGAGAAGCACUAUAAUAUCCUCUCGUCGAAUAAUGUCUAUGAUUACAAGGACAAUGCUUUAGAAAUUUGCGAGGCUCUCACUCUUACAAAGACGGAUUCUCAUCUAUAUUCUGUCAACAUCUCGAGAGUGAUCCGCUCUGUUACUAGCCCACUGCCGCUUUUAUAGUGUGGUAGUGGGAUUCCUAUGAGCUAGAUCAAUGUCCGGCCAUUGUGUAGCUGAUACUGCCUGUCUUACAUGGUGUAGCGGCACAGGGCGGCUGUCGACAAUUAACCAUCACUCAUAGUGGUGCACUCACAGACGAUCCUCCAGUUUCACAAUCUCAGCUUCGCAGACAUCUUGCAAAGUCACAAUUCAUCAAUCUUAGAAUUUCGCAACUCAGACACCUUUCAAUUUCACACCUCAUCUCUUAUGAUCUGACCUCUAAUGACAAGCGAUCCACGUCUCGACGAGAGAGUUCGCCAAGCGACGGGAAGGAGGAUAGCCCAGAUAAGCAGUUUGACUUUGAGUUGCUAGUGGAAUCCUCCGCAGAAUCCGAGACGGACCAAUUAGAGUUACGUGCACCUCCGAAGUAAACUCCUUGUUCCGACAUGUUUGACUAUGCGUGUCACUCGCGCAAGUAGGAAGACGAGGAUGCAUAACGAUGAUGCAGUACAUGUUUGCUUGCGCAGUACAGAGGGUUAGACGCAGUCAUAUCUCAUGAUAAACUACUUGCGAACAGUAGAAGCUCAGGCACUAAGGUAUGCAGUGUAGAAUUCAGACCCCUAAUUUGUGUCCAGGACGGGUCGGAGCGAAUAUUUGAAGCCAUGACUUGAUUAAUUCUACGCAGAAUAGGAAUAAGCCAAUCACUAAGCAUUACCUACCAGUAUGAUGCAAACUGAUUGUGAAGGUUGUUUUUCGAGAAUAUAUACAUCAGCAAGUAGAAAGAGUGGAAAGAUCAUAAAGCAAGAUGGUAUAAGGUAUUCGAGGAUAAUGGGAAAAUAGUUGCACCAAUGAACGACAGCCAAUGAUACAAAGGUAACGCUUAUGAAACUAGCAGAGCUCCUGUCAGGGGUUACGAUGAGAUAAGUAACACACGAGAUUAGUGUCCCGACGCGCUUAUCGGGGAAAGAAAGACUUACUUAUAAAAGAUGAAGAUGAACUUGAACUAUUAAACCAGUAACGCAAGCCGAGCUCCGCUACUGAGCAACCUCUUUUCCAUUCGGGGACAGAGACAUCGCGUUUAGUCGCGACGUAGAGGGAAAUCCGACAGACUGUUUGAGGCGUGGUUGCAGCAUGUCGAAUGAGAAACUUAGAGGCAGAUGUUACUAACAGACGAAAGCUCCUAGCAGUUUUCAAAACUAAUCAUUUCUACACAGAAUUAGGAACAAGUGAAUUGUAUGCGAGAGUGCGGGUCAGACGUGUAAAAAAAGCAGCUAUUGAGGAUCUUAUAGUUGACCCGUCUUCGCAUACAAACAUAAAGAGUAUCUAUGUAGUUCUUCUUCUUUUUGGGAAUUUCGGUAAUGGAGUGAUUAUGCAGCAGACGGAUUUGCGCAAGAAUCCACUAUAGUGCUAGUUCCGUUGCGACUAUGACCGGGGAAGGAAAUAGGAAAACAAGAAGGAUGUACCUAGCGCGCACCUAAAAACAACUGUUUUAUGUGCGCCACAUGUAAGUACAGGGAGCUCAGUAUGUAAUAGUUUUGCGCGCAAGUACUCGUAC